AUGGAAUUUGCCAUUCACAGCAUCAAAAAUGUUACGCUGAACAUGUGCGCUAACGCGUGCACAACUAAAGUAGAGGGUCACGAGUGCUCGUCAUUCGAAUACGAUGCGCGGUCGCAAGAAUGUUCUAUUCAUGCAGAAGACGGGCAGCCGUUCGGAGCCAGCGUUCUGACGAAGACCGACGGACCGAUCGCCUUCUUUCAACAGGUGUGCGUGAGAGGCGAUGCUCUUUGUUCAACACCGUACGCGUUUGAAAGGUAUCCUCAAAGUCUGCUCAUCGGUCAUGCAAUGAAGGUGAUUUUUGUCGUCGGAGUGUCAGAAUGCUUGUCGCGGUGUCUGACAGCCCCAACUUCACUACACACACAAUGCCGUUCGGUGAUGUUCUUCUACAAGACCGGCGAAUGCAUUAUAAAUCGCGAACGACGGCAGUGA
Cooperia oncophora is the source of this 429-nucleotide messenger RNA. The record is from the annotation of a GenBank genome assembly. NCBI's taxonomy places the organism in Eukaryota, Metazoa, Nematoda, Chromadorea, Rhabditida, Trichostrongylidae.